GGCCAGGGGAGAGAGUACAGAGUCAGCAGCAUCGGUAGGGUCAGGGCAAUAAAAGAGAGGGAAAUCAUAACUCACCGAUGAGACCAAGAUGAGGGGCCAGAGGCCAAAGCGGCUGCUGCCAGCGUAAGCUGCAAAGAACAAAAAAAGGAGAGAGUUGUAGGGACGCCUGGGUCAACGUGCGACCCCAAAAUGGAGCCUUUGGAGGUGGCACCCAAGGGAGAGGUGACCAAAGAGGGGGACCCCAAAGCCGAGUCCUCGAAGGCGGGGAGAAUGAAGGCUGGGACCACCAGGAGUCACAGCCAACAUGAUGGAGCCUCCCGCCGGGCCUCCAGCAUGGACCUGCGGACCACCACCAAGUCGCUGGUGAAGCUUUGCGAGGACAACGCCGCCUUCUUCGCCAGCCAGGGCCCCGGCGAGACGGCCCGGAGGCUGACCCAGGUGUUCGCCGGGGUACGCGAGCAGGCCCAGGAGCUGGAGCCGGCCCUGAUCCGCCUGAUGGACGUGGCCCCCCACUUCGACCUGGACCGGCAGACCCAGGCCAACGGCUACCGCAGCCUGGUGCACACGGCCCGCUGCUGCCUGGCCCACCUGCUGCACAAGUCGCACUACGUGGCCACCAGCUGCCGCAGCAUCUUCUUCCGGGCGGGCCACAACCUGGCCGAACUGGAGGCCUACUUGGCGGCCCUCACCCAGCUGCGGGCCCUGGCCUACUUCGCCCACCGGCUCCUGGCCACCAACCGGCCCGGCCGCCUCUUCUUCGAGGGCGACGGGGGGCUGAGUGCCGAAUUCCUGCGGGAAUACGCCACCCUGCACAAGGGCUGCUUCUACGGGCGCUGCCUCGGCUUCCAGUUCACUCCCGCCAUCCGGCCCUUCCUGCAGACCAUCUCCAUCGGGCUGGUGUCCUUCGGGGAGCACUACAAGCGCAAUGAGUCUGGCAUCGGCGUGGCGGCCAGCUCCCUGUUCACCACUGGCCGCUUUGCCCUUGACCCUGAACUCCGCGGGGCCGAGUUCGAGCGCAUCACCCAGAAUCUGGAUGUGCAAUUCUGGAAGGCCUUCUGGAACGUGACCGAGAUCGAGGUGCUGUCGUCUCUGGCCAACAUGACUUCGGCCACGGUGCGGGUGAGCCGGGCACUCAGCCUGCCCCCCGACGCCUUUGAGAUGCCCCUGGCCGCCGACCCGCAGCUGAGUGUCACCAUCACUCCCCCCGUGGCCCACAGCGGCCCCGGCCCGGUCCUCGUGCGCCUCAUCUCCUACGACCUGCGUGAGGGACAGGACAGCAAGGAGCUGAACAGCCUGGGGCGGAGCGAGGGAUCCCGGAGCCUGGAGCUGCGGCCCCGCGCCCGCUUCGCUCCCCGCUCUCGCUCGCUGGUGAUACACAUCCACGGGGGCGGUUUUGUCGCCCAGACCUCCAAGUCCCACGAGCCGUACCUCAAGGGCUGGGCCCAGGAGCUGGGCGCCCCCAUCCUCUCCAUCGACUACUCCCUGGCACCCGAGGCCCCCUUCCCCCGGGCCCUGGAGGAGUGCUUCUUCGCCUACUGCUGGGCCCUCAAGCACUGCCACAUCCUCGGCUCGACAGGGGAGCGGGUGUGCCUGGCGGGAGACAGCGCCGGGGGGAACCUGUGCUUCACCGUCUGCCUGCGGGCAGCCGCCUACGGCGUGCGACUGCCCGACGGCAUCAUGGCCGCCUACCCUGCCACCCUGCUGCAGGCCUCGGCCUCACCCUCCCGCCUUCUCAGCCUCAUGGACCCCCUGCUACCCCUCAGCGUCCUGUCCAAGUGCCUCAGCGCCUACGCCGGUGCGGAGCCCGAGGAGGAAUCGGACCCGGGGCAAGAGGCGCUGGGGGUGAUGGGACUAGUCAAGAGGGACACGGCCCUGCUCCUCCGGGACCUGCGGCUCGGGGCCUCGGCCUGGCUCCAAACCUUCCUGGAGCUGGGGGGCCGGGCUGAGAGCCAGGGCCCCCCUGCUGCGGCUGACUCCCUGAGGCGCAGCGUGUCGGAAGCGGCCCUGCGGGAGCCUCGCGGCCCGGACCCCCGCGACUCGCACAAGAGCCUGACGUGCCAGGACCUCAGCCUGCUCGGCGACCCCGGGCCCCCGCCCCCGCCCCGCCACGACGUCAGCUUCUUCCUCAGCCAGCCGCCCGAGGACCCGCCUGAGGACCCGCCCGCCGCCGAGGAGGAGGAGGAGGAGGAGGCGGCCCCCCCGCCCGGCGGAGCGGGGCUCACCUUCCCCCCGGGCUUCGAGCCCCGCCGCUCGGACCAGGGCGAGGCCCGGCUGGCCCUGCAGACCUCCCCCAUCGUCAAGAACCCCUUCAUGUCCCCGCUGCUGGCGCCCGACGGCAUGCUCAAGGGGCUGCCGCCCGUCCACAUCGUGGCCUGCGCGCUGGACCCGAUGCUGGACGACUCGGUGAUGUUCGCGCGGCGGCUGCGGGCCGUGGGCCGCCCGGUGACGCUGCAGGUGGUGGAGGACCUGCCCCACGGCUUCCUGAGCCUGGCCGCCCUGUGCCGCGAGACCCGCCAGGCCACCGCGCUCUGCGUCGACCGCAUCCGCCAAAUCCUCACCGUCCCCGACGCCCCGCUGAAGCACCUCAAGCUGGAGCGCAGCCGCCCCGACGCCCGCCAGGCCCAGAGCCCCAGGUCCUCGGUUACACCCCAACCGUCCUCCGCCAAGCCCCACACCCCACCCGGUUGAGCCCCCUGCCCGCCGGGGCCGGGGGAGGGAGGGCGGGCGGCCAAGCCCUGAACUAAAGGCCUCUGGUUCUAUCUGUGCUGUGGAUUCUGGUGAUGCUCUAGGAGGGAGGGCGGCCAAGCCCUGAACUAAAGGCCUCUGGUUCUAUUUGCACUGUGGAUUCUGGUGAUGCCCUAGGGGGACACGGACAAACCCUCCCUCCCCUCCACCCCCAGGCUCCCCAAAUCCCCUGAGCUGAAGCACAAGGGCCUGGGUGGGGGGCCCACUCCCACUCCCCUAGGGAGUGUGGGGGGGCCCUGCCCUAGCCCCCACCCCCAGUUCCCCUCUACCGCCAGCCUCAACAACUCCCUAAAGGGCGUAGGGCCCAGGGGGAGGACAUUCCCACCCUCUGGGCCCCUGUCGACUGGGCCUGACCCCCAAGAUGCUCCUGUCGCCCCGCUGUAACGUGGGGAGGGGAGCCCCAUCCUCCCAGCCCAGCCCUGCCUUGGGAGUCUCCAUCCCUUCUGCCUGCUGCUGCUGCUGCUGCGGGGCCCGGGGCCCCUGUGUAAAUAAAAGUAUUUAAGAAGCCCCCACCCGAAAGGACGCCCACCUUUAGUCCGGCCA
This is a messenger RNA of Tachyglossus aculeatus (Australian echidna), 3288 nucleotides long. It is a transcript of the gene LIPE, whose product is annotated as lipase E, hormone sensitive type. Gene Ontology annotation, cellular component: cytosol. The record is from RefSeq and is a predicted model, not a curated record. Bases 190 to 2688 code for a protein of 832 amino acids. Gene Ontology annotation, molecular function: triacylglycerol lipase activity; sterol ester esterase activity. NCBI's taxonomy places the organism in Eukaryota, Metazoa, Chordata, Mammalia, Monotremata, Tachyglossidae. The transcript is spliced from 10 exons. Gene Ontology annotation, biological process: cholesterol metabolic process; triglyceride catabolic process.